Messenger RNA from Cynoglossus semilaevis (tongue sole), 451 nucleotides. It is a transcript of the gene dynlrb1, whose product is annotated as dynein, light chain, roadblock-type 1. Bases 140 to 430 code for a protein of 96 amino acids. Gene Ontology annotation, biological process: microtubule-based movement. Lineage: Eukaryota; Metazoa; Chordata; Actinopteri; Pleuronectiformes; Cynoglossidae. The record is from RefSeq and is a predicted model, not a curated record. The transcript is spliced from 4 exons. Gene Ontology annotation, cellular component: cytoplasmic dynein complex.
GUUGUGUCUUUGACUGUGAAGGCAGCGCUGACCCGGAAGUUGACUUCAAUUCUCCCAGCAACAACACAAAAUUAUUAGCAGUUAGCACGCAGCUUUCUGCCGUUUUUCCAAGGCCAAUCUUUUUCUUCACGCAAACAAAAUGGCUGAAGUGGAGGAAACUCUAAAGAGGAUCCAGAGUCAGAAGGGUGUUCAGGGGGUCAUCAUUGUCAACUCAGAGGGAAUCCCCAUCAAAACAACUCUCGACAACUCCAGCACAGUGCAAUACGCCGGACUGAUCCACCAGCUGGUGAUGAAGGCCAGGAGCACAGUGCGAGACAUCGACCCCCAGAACGACCUCACCUUCCUGCGAGUCCGCUCCAAGAAGAACGAGAUCAUGAUUGCUCCAGAUAAGGACUAUUUCUUGAUCGUCAUUCAGAAUCCAUCCGAUUGAUUCGGAGGAGCUCUGAUGUUU